Molecule: messenger RNA, 432 nt
Organism: Aspergillus ochraceoroseus IBT 24754
Lineage: Eukaryota; Fungi; Ascomycota; Eurotiomycetes; Eurotiales; Aspergillaceae
Product: DASH complex subunit DAD2
Exons: 3
Coding region: 1-432 (143 amino acids)
Biological process (GO): mitotic cell cycle; attachment of spindle microtubules to kinetochore
Cellular component (GO): mitotic spindle pole body; mitotic spindle midzone; mitotic spindle
Source: RefSeq, a predicted model, not a curated record
AUGGCGUACACAUCACGCUCUACCAUGCUUCCUCCCGGAUCAUCGGGGUCAUCCCUUCGCCAACCGAGUAAUACUAUCUCUCAACAGCAGUCGUCAGCUUUAGCUGCCCGUAUUGCAUCGAAAAAGGCUGAGCUAGAGAAUCUCCAUCAACUUCGUGACAUGAGCAAUGCACUUGCAACGCAGAUGGAGACCCUCCAAUCCAAAUUGGAAACCCUCAAGGAUGGCACUGAAGCUGUGGCUUGCGUACUUGCUAACUGGGAUAAUGUGCUCCGUGCAAUCACCAUGGCCUCUACCAAAUUUACAGCCCUGCAAGCAGAAGAGAAUGACACGAACGACAAUAGUCAGGACGAAGCAGCGAAGCCGCGUUUACCCUCGACACUAGUUCGAAUUCCUGCAACUCAACAAGAAAAACACAAGGACCGUGAAACUUGA